Molecule: messenger RNA, 516 nt
Organism: Knipowitschia caucasica
Lineage: Eukaryota; Metazoa; Chordata; Actinopteri; Gobiiformes; Gobiidae
Source: the annotation of a GenBank genome assembly
AUGUCCACUGGCUCUCUCAGUGAUGUAGACGAUGAGCUUCUAGACGGCAUCUUUAAGUUUGCUUCUUCUGCUAAAGACUCCAACGAGAGCACAGAGGACAGCUCCAACGGAGAGAGUGCGUGCUCCGCAGAGGAGGCGGCUCAAGGCAAGAGGAGGAAAAGCGCGUCUCGAAAGUCCGCGCGUAAAGGCGCACCGCAGGAGGGCAAACAGGUGCAGAGGAACGCGGCCAACGCACGGGAGCGCGCGAGGAUGCGCGUGCUGUCCAAAGCCUUCUCCCGCCUCAAGACGUCCCUGCCCUGGGUCCCCUCUGACACCAAACUCUCCAAACUGGACACGCUGCGGCUGGCCUCCAGCUACAUCGCGCACCUACGCCAGAUUCUGGCCAACGACAAGUACGAGAAUGGAUUUAUCCACCCGGUCAACCUGACGUGGCCUUUCAUGGUGGCAGGAAAGCCGGAGAGUGAGCUGAAGGAGAUCCUCAACACGACCAGACUGUGUGGAACCACUGCCUCCUGA